AUGAUGCCACUGGCGGAAGCAGGCGCCCUGGCCCACGGAGGGGGCCCUUCGGCGAUGGGGUGGGCCUGCACUCUGCGGAGGGUGCGGCUGAGGUGGCGCCCCCUCUUUGGUGAGGAGGGAGAGGGUGAUGGACAGUCUUUUCACCGGAAGAGCCCCAGGCACAAGCCGCCUCCCCUGCUAAGGGCAGAGCAUCCAGAAGAAGCAGUGAGACUUCAGCUGUCCUCAGAGACAGGAAAAGAGGGCGCUUCAGGCAGACAGAACAGCACAAGCCCAAAUUUGGAAACCCUAGGUGCCUCCGGUUUGAGGGAGGAGGCAGGGCACCUCCAUCCCAGAGGAGGGAACGCAGCCCACCUGCGCGUCAGGGGCCGGCGCGGGGCUGGGCGCAGACACGACUCGGGGCCCCGCCGUCCCUGCGCGCCACUGUCCGCCGCCGGCGCGCGCCGAGGAGCGGGGCCGGGGACUCGCUGCGGGACGGCGCCCGCGCCUCCUGCGGCGGGAGUCCUUCUCCGCGGCCUCUGCCGCCCCCUGCGUCCCCGCCCGGGCUUCCGAGAGUCUGACUCAGGGCGACCGGCAUCGCUUCGCCUCCUCCAGCACACCCGGAGCGCGCGGAGAAAUUACAGGAUUGCAGGGGCACGGCUAAUGCGCUCUAAUUACCCACCUCCGCCGUCAUCCGCGGCGCUCCGCGGCCCUGGGCCAACGCGCCCGCCCUAA
Molecule: messenger RNA, 711 nt
Organism: Lemur catta (Ring-tailed lemur)
Lineage: Eukaryota; Metazoa; Chordata; Mammalia; Primates; Lemuridae
Source: RefSeq, a predicted model, not a curated record